CAGGGCGGGACGGGACGGGGCGAGGAGAGGCGGGGAUGGAACAGCAGCAGACCACCACACUAUUUCAGAAGGUCUAUAGGCUAUAGUGUAUGCUCCCAACUUUACCUUUUACCAUCACGAGCAGGUAGGAAAGAGUCGCCUAGUUCGCGUGUGGCUGCCGGCGUGAGGGUGAAGCAGGAAGACGAGCGAUUAUGUGGGUGGCAGUGGUAGUUCCGGUUGUGGUGGUGGUGCUGUCGGCCUUGGUGAACGAUCCUCUCGGCCUCCUGUACUCACGCCCCGAAGUACCCACGACCACAACCAGCAUGCCUUCCCAAUCCAAGGACAACGUCGGGGAGCCUCUGUUCCUGACGCCCCUUCUGGAAACUGGGAGGAUCGAGGAGGCGCGAAGGCUGAGUCGAGUGCCGUUGGGCGAGGAAUAUGGGUUAAGCUACGCGGGUUUCUUCUCCGUGGACAAAGCCUUCGACGCCCACCACUUCAUCUGGUUCUUCCCGGCGAGGGAGGCUUGGGAGGCCGCCCCUGUGAUGGUUUGGCUUGACGGGGGUCCGGGGCUCUCCUCCAUGCUGAGCCUCUUCUCCAUGCACGGGCCUUUCUCCCUGACCCGCGAGUGUGAACUUGUACCCCGCCAGCACACCCUCACCAAGGUCAUCAAUGUGAUAUAUAUUGACAACCCCGUCGGUACAGGCUACAGCUUCACCAGCACUGAGGACAGCAUCCCCAGGGACCAGGUGAAGGUGGGCGGCCAGGCGCUGGCCAGCCUCACGCAGGUGCUGCAGAUGUUCCCGGAGAUUAGCGACAACAACCUUUACAUCGCAGGACACUCUUACGCAGGGAAGUUCGUGCCUGCGCUCGCCCACGCCAUCCACACCCACAACUUGGAGGCCCUUCACAAGAUACAACUUAAAGGUAUCGGUCUCGGGAACAGUUUGGUGGAAUCGGAGUCUGUGAUCAACUACGGAGACAUGCUUUACGCGACCGGGAUGGUGGACGAGAAAGAGCGACGCUACUUCAAGGCCCAGAGCGAGAAGGCUAGGAGUCUCGUGCGGCAGGCCAGGCUAGAGGCGGCGCAUCUG
This is a messenger RNA of Eriocheir sinensis (Chinese mitten crab), 1070 nucleotides long. Its product is annotated as probable serine carboxypeptidase CPVL. The record is from RefSeq and is a predicted model, not a curated record. Gene Ontology annotation, molecular function: serine-type carboxypeptidase activity. Gene Ontology annotation, biological process: proteolysis. Lineage: Eukaryota; Metazoa; Arthropoda; Malacostraca; Decapoda; Varunidae.